Messenger RNA from Psilocybe cubensis, 1464 nucleotides. RefSeq lists its product as uncharacterized. Gene Ontology annotation, biological process: arginine metabolic process. The record is from RefSeq and is a predicted model, not a curated record. The coding region runs from base 1 to 1464 and encodes 487 amino acids. The transcript is spliced from 5 exons. Gene Ontology annotation, molecular function: pyridoxal phosphate binding; transaminase activity; identical protein binding. Gene Ontology annotation, cellular component: mitochondrial matrix. Lineage: Eukaryota; Fungi; Basidiomycota; Agaricomycetes; Agaricales; Agrocybaceae.
AUGAAGCCCAGCCAAAAUCUACCUCUACAUGCGCUUGCACGCAGGACAGGGAAAAUAUCUGGGUCUAACAACAACGUACUCCUUCGCAGUCGUGGUGUAGCUACAGCCCCUUCCACCGCAUACCUUGCCCCCACCCACAAGCCUAAAUCCCCACCCUCCGCUGCGACAGCAAAUACUUUGGCUUUGGGCAAGGAGUACCUCCUCCCCGUAUACGCGCGGCCCGAGUUUGUCCUAGCCCACGGAAAAGGCUCCUACGUGUGGGACGUCGACGGCAACAAAUAUCUGGAUUUCAGCGCGGGUAUUGCCGUCAACGCGCUUGGACACGCUGAUGAAGGCGUAUUGCAGGUUUUGACAGAACAAGCUGGAAAGCUAUUGCAUACGAGCAAUGUGUACCAUAAUGAAUGGGCCGGAAAACUUGCCAAACUGCUGGUCACUCUCACGCAGACUGAGGGAGGACUCGGCUAUGCUGCUGGUGCCAAAGCAACUGAAACAGGUUCAGGAGGUGCAAAAGCAUUCUUUGCGAAUUCAGGAACCGAGGCAAACGAAGGGGCGCUGAAAAUCGCGCGUAAAGUUGGAAAGGAGCGCUGGGCGGAGGCCAACGGCAAGAGUUGGGACGACCCAGCUUGCACCAAGAAUCGUAUAGCUUGCUUUGAGAAUUCAUUCCAUGGGCGAAGCAUGGGUGCUCUGAGCGUCACGAGUAACCCCAAAUAUCAGAAACCAUUCGCGCCCCUUAUUCCUGGCGUGGAUGUGGGCAAACUGAACGAUUUGGCUGGACUGGAGACCCUGGUGGGCGAGGACACUUGCGCGGUGAUCGUUGAGCCUAUCCAGGGUGAAGGAGGUAUCAAUGAUGCCAAUGUAGAGUGGCUGCGAGCAUUGCGGAAACGAUGUGACGCGGUAGGCGCUGUGCUGAUCUUCGAUGAGAUACAGUGUGGGCUGUAUAGGACAGGCACCCUCUGGGCGCAUUCAAGCCUGCCUGCUGAAUGUCACCCCGAUAUUGUGACGAUGGCGAAGCCACUUGCGAAUGGGUACCCCAUUGGCGCGGUCGUGCUGAGGGACAGUGUUGCAGCUACUAUGACACCAGGUACACAUGGGACGACAUUUGGAGGAUCACCACUGGCGUGCGCAAUUGGACACUAUGUCGUGUCUCGGCUUUCGUCGCCAGAAUUUAUUAGCAAGAUGACGGACACGAGCAAAUACCUGGGCGAACGGCUGGAGGCACUGCCGAAAUGGUACCCGGGUCUUUUGGAGGAACGCGUGCGAGGACGAGGACACAUCCGGGGGCUCGGAUUCAAAGACGUGGAAGUACCUGGGAGGAUCGUAGAACUGGCGCGGGAGCGAGGGGUGUUUGUGCUUACUGCUGGGAAGAAUGCGGUGCGACUUGUUCCCAGCCUGAAUGUGGGGAAAGAGGAGGUUGAUUUAGCGGUCGAUGUGCUUGAAGGCUGUCUGUCUGUAUCAUAUCAUUAG